Molecule: messenger RNA, 1568 nt
Organism: Nematolebias whitei (Rio pearlfish)
Lineage: Eukaryota; Metazoa; Chordata; Actinopteri; Cyprinodontiformes; Rivulidae
Gene: f11r.1
Product: F11 receptor, tandem duplicate 1
Exons: 10
Coding region: 194-1093 (299 amino acids)
Biological process (GO): intestinal absorption; regulation of membrane permeability; cell adhesion
Cellular component (GO): bicellular tight junction
Source: RefSeq, a predicted model, not a curated record
UCACCGAAUUGUUAGUCACCUGGUCGUGUUCUUCUUCAGGUGAGAGCAGAGUGGGUGUUGGUUCUGACAGAAAACUGUUCAAAAUAAAGAGCAAAGGUCAUUAUUCGACGGGAGGACCUGUUUGGACCACUUCCCGUUCAGGUUUUUGAAGAAGUUUAGUUGGAAACGUCGAGUUGGAGCGAGGCUAACCGACAUGGAGCGGCUCGUUUCGGUGCUUUUGUUCCUCUGCGCAGCAACAGGUGUCCGUGGCUUUUCUGUCACUACCACCAACGCAAACGUGAAGGUGAAAGAAAAUUUAGGGGUGGACCUGACGUGCUCGUACUCUGCAGACUUUGGUUCAAAUCCCAGACUUGAGUGGAAAUUUAGGGACAAAAGUGGCUCACAGACAUAUGUGAUUUAUGAUGGAAAACCAACAGAGACCUAUUCCAGCCGCGUGACUUUGAUUAGCAACACUAAUUUGAGGUUCUCCAAAGUGACCCGUGACGAUAAUGGAGACUACACCUGUGAGGUGUCCAGCUCCCAGAGCCAGUUUAAGGAGGUCACUGUGAAGCUGACUGUACUGGUGCCACCAUCCAUACCCUAUUGUAACAUCCCUCCGACGGUAACGACGAAUAAGAUGGCCAUCCUGUCUUGCAGCGACCCUGCUGGUUCCCCCCCUCCAACAUACAGAUGGUACAAAGGCGGCACCCUCCUUCCUGUCGACCCCAGCAAGAUUGCCGGCUUCCAAAAUGCCACCUACAAGCUGAACCCAGACACUGGAAAACUGGAGUUUCCUGUCGUCACCAAGAUGGAUUCGGGUCAGUACUACUGUGAGUCCGUGAACGAAGCUGGACCCCCUCAGCGCUGCAGCGCUGUGAUGAUGGAAGUCCGCGACAUGAACACUGGAGGAAUUGUUGCUGGGGUGAUCAUAUUCCUCAUGCUUUUGGGCCUCAUCAUAGUUGCUGUUUGGUUUGCCAAAAAGAAAGGCUAUCUGCCAAGUACCGUGAAGAGAGAAAGCAAACAGAAGUCCAGCACGGUCUACCAGCCCACAACCACGUACGCUGGUGAAGAUGACGAUGGGGAUUUCAAACAGAAGUCGUCUUUUGUGGUGUAGACAACGACGAGCAGCUCCAGCGUCCCUCCGUUUGUGACGUUUUGUAUCCGACACGUGAGAUUUUCUGUGCAGUUUUUACAAAGUGUGAAAAGCUUCAGCUGUUUUCAGUGCAAUGCCACGUUCAAAUGGCUGAAAUAUAUGAACUAUUUAAAAAAAGAACCAAAAAAAAAAAGCAAGCUUGUUUUUUGUACAUUUAUAAUUUAGCGUUGAACCAGUUUUUAGUCAGGCUUCCAUCAUGCUUCUCCUUGUUUAGACUUUUUUUUUUAAUUUUAUUUAAAUAUUCAGACGAUUUAUCAUCAAAGACAUAAACUUGCUGAUAAAAGAACAAACUCAUUUAACCUAGACAAUAAAUCUUCUCAGCAGUUUUUACAUUUGCCGUCGGAUCAUUUUUAAUAUCUGGUUUAACUGAAUAACACUUAAGCUCAGUUUUCUGCCGACGUUAUUGGAUUCUUUCCUGUAAAUAAAGCAGCUUUUA